AUGUCAAUGGACCUGGACCCCGUUCCAGGUCUUCCUCUUCUCACAACUCUUUACUGUAAUUCAACAACUGUAAAGAAGAAGACUACAGUUAAGUGCGCCUUCCCCGAUGAGCUCUACACCAAAAAAGCGUUCUAUGGAGGCCCAUUUGGUGCUGGAAUCGGAGCGGUGGAAGUGGCGAUCAUCCUUGUUUUCAUGCUCCUUUGCUUCAAAAUGAAGUAUGACGUCACCAAAGUUUUCCUGACCGUUGUCUACAUUCCACUCGGACUUUCAUCUGUUUUCAAAGUGGCUCUGGCUGUCUACAGUACCUUUCUGGGUGCUUAUGGAUGGUGGUACAUGGUGUUUCUAAUGUUUUUCAACUGGCUUUACACCACUGCCGUUGUCUGUACAAGUAUCGGAUCUGUUGUUUUUCUAGCUGCUCUAAUGGUCAUUGCGAGAAAAAGACAAAACUUCAAUCCUCGUGAAUCAUGGGUCUCCUACACUGCUGUUCUCUUCUUCUCGGCUUUGAUCUCUGGCUCCUACCAUUUCAUCUCAUACCAAUGGAACCAACUCCCAGCCGCUUCUCUUUUCUUCGUCUACAUCAUCUGUACCAUUGGAAUUAUUGCUGAGCUUCUUGUGUGUCUUUGUGUCGGUUUUCUGUGUACAAAACCACCUACGGGUACAAAUGUUUCUGUUGUAACUGGUGAUCCGGUGGUUGAUGAUGCGAGAACUCGCCUCGGAUUCGGAGCAUUGGCUGUGGUUGUAAUGAACAUUCCACAGUGGUUUGAGAUCUAUGUCAAGAUUACUGAAUUGUUCACUCCAUUCCUCUGGGACUCGGAUGCUCAAAAGAAGAUCUACUACACCGCCCAAUCGAAACAACUUCUAACUUUUGACCUGAUCCGUCUCUUCCUCAGUCUCUUCAUGCUCAUCCCUCUGUUCAUCACCGCUUCCGGAAGAUUCGCCAUUAGCAUGUGGAUCACACGUAAACCACAUCCGACUGCAGCCAAGGCGACCGCCAACAAAGUCUUCGUUGCCACUCAGAAUCAGCCUCUGCUCAUGAAUACCGGAGAGAAGAAGUCACCGCCUCCACCAACUCCCCCCAACAGACCAAUUGAUCAUACUAUCCCAGCAGUUCCGAUCACUCAACAGCCAGCUCUUGUUCCAAUUCCCCAUCAAGUUCCAGUUCAUCAGCCUCAACAUCAUCAGCAUCCCCAGCAUCCUCAACAUCUUCAAGCUCCUGCACCACCCAUGUAUCCUGGAAUCGGAUUCGCUCCUGGAAUGCUUCAGUUGCCUCAAAACAUGCAAACUACAAUUGUCUAUACUCCAUCAAUGACCUAUGAUAAUGGAAACGGACAAAUGCAUGCAUGA
Caenorhabditis remanei is the source of this 1344-nucleotide messenger RNA. RefSeq lists its product as uncharacterized. The coding region runs from base 1 to 1344 and encodes 447 amino acids. The transcript has 4 exons. The record is from RefSeq and is a predicted model, not a curated record. NCBI's taxonomy places the organism in Eukaryota, Metazoa, Nematoda, Chromadorea, Rhabditida, Rhabditidae.